Messenger RNA from Opisthorchis viverrini, 648 nucleotides. RefSeq lists its product as hypothetical. The record is from RefSeq and is a predicted model, not a curated record. The coding region runs from base 1 to 648 and encodes 215 amino acids. The transcript is spliced from 4 exons. NCBI's taxonomy places the organism in Eukaryota, Metazoa, Platyhelminthes, Trematoda, Opisthorchiida, Opisthorchiidae.
AUGAUUCCAACGUGCGCCGGUAGUGUUAGCACGCUCGCCUCGCAUGUCAGAUGUUUGGAGUUGAAACCCCGACAAAGCCAAGGGUAUGUACUGGUGAUGAGCUCCAAUAAGAGCGAAAUGCGAGUCCAACGUUCCCCCCGCUUUGGUGUUGACUCACCAGAAUUGCGCUGGAACCGGAGGACGAUUGUUCAAACGAGAGCCAUGCCGCCUCAUGUUUCAGUCGCUAUGGUAUUCGAGAUACCGCGAUACAUAUAUAUUUGUAAUGCUGAAAAUUCGUCGAGAGCCCACGACCGGUUUCGCCCUACUUGGGGCUCAUCAGGCGGGCCUGGUGAAGCACAUUCUGUUGCCUGGAAACAUCACAAACGAGAGAUUCAACUGGGUUCCAGGUCACAGCGAAAACUUAGAACAGGGAUUGGCAGCUUCCCGCAGCCUUCUCAGUCGUGUUUUGGUAAGCAAAGGUGUACAACAAACCUCGUACGUAGCGUCAACAAGUGCACAGGUCUGUCACCGACCAUCAUGGUGCAGUUGCAACUCUGCACACCGGAAAACGGCGGGUGGAAUGAUGGCUCAGUAGUGUGGGUUGCGGUCGUCCCUUCCGACGACAGUCUCGUGAUUCUCAUUGGCCGUGCGAUCACAAGGAACUCAUGA